CGCAGACGCACGCAGCGCUUCACAAAUGGCGGCCGACGCUGGCAUGUCUCCGCUGCAGCUACCUUGUGCGUUCUCGCCCAAAUCGCGACAAUACUUAGCGCUGUGUGCCCAAGAUGGCAGACUGCGCAUCUGGAGCACGGACAGUAAAACGCUCCACAGAGAGUACGUGCCUUCAGCCCACCUGAGUGCCACUUGUACCUGCAUAGCCUGGGGACCAUGCCGGACAGCCAAGGAGGGGCCAACGAGGAAGAAGAGGAAAUCAGAAGCUGUGCAGGUGGCGGAGAAGGCCGACCUGUUGGCGAUGGGCACAGCCGCUGGUACAGUGCUUAUCUACAGUGCAACCAAGGGAGCACUGCACUGUACCCUGGAUGGAGGCCAUAGUGGAGGAGUGAAUUGUGUCCAUUGGCACCCUGAAGACAGUUUAUUAUACAGCGGCUCAGAUGAUUCAAACAUUAUCGAGUGGGAUCUGCAGACGGGCAAGAUGCGAAGCAAGUGGAAGGCAGACCGUGCAGCAGUGACCAGUCUGUGUGUGAGUCACGAUGGGAAGCUGCUGCUUUCAGCUGGACAGACUAUCAAGAUGUGGGACUUGGACACCAAGGAGCUUUACAGGACAUUCACAGGCCACUCCACAGCUGUGACGACCCUGCGCUUUGCCACCACACGACCCCCCGACAGCAACGGCCUCUAUUUUCUGUCUGGUGCUGCCCACGAUCGGCUGCUCAGUGUAUGGCAAGUACGAGAAGACGGAAAAGACAAGAACUCAGUGGUGUCCUUCACGAUGACGGAUGAGCCACAGCACAUUGAUCUUGUCACAUCUAACAGCAAGGAAGAGGCGGUGAGGCUGGCGGUGGUGUGCAAGGAUGGACAGUUGCAUCUCUUUGAGCACUUUUUAAAUGGACCCUGCAAGAAGCCCUUGUCACCCUUAUGUACGGUGCAGAUGUCAGACACAAAGGACUCACCGGUGCCCAUCCCCCUGCUGGCAGCAGCCCUCGGAGCUGAUAGCCGGUCUGUGCUGCUGGCCUAUGGCAACCACCUACAGCCUGCGAUGGAGAGAGCAGAGAUUAACACAUCUGAGAGACAUGUGUGUUUGACCCGGGAUGUUCAGACCACCCUGGCCCUUUCUAUGGAAUCCGUUGUUUCCAAGGUUAAAACCCCAAUUGUCAAUGCCAAGAGCAAAGUGUUGGUCCCAGGGCUUCCUGGCCACCAAGCCCCAGUAAAGGGAACCACACAGGGAUCAGAGAAGAGGAAAAAAGACUCAGACACCAAAGAGAUGUCAAUAGCAGAGCGACUUGGUGAAAUCGAUCUGUCUACAGUCUCCUCUGAGAAGGGAGCUCCUAAAGGGACGGCCUCUUUACUGACGGACAACUUUGCAGUGCUGCUGGUGCAGGGCCUGGAGAGCAACGACACCAACAUCCUAAAUAAAGUAUUCCAAACUCGCAAAGACAUGGUAAUAAAGAAAACAGUUGCUCGGUUACCCCUCCCAGCUGUUUUACCAUUGGUGGAAGAGAUCACAAAGAGGCUUCAGGGGCAUCCUUUUAUGGCAGCUCUAAUGGUACGGUGGCUCAAGGCUGUAAUCAUGCACCACACAUCAUACUUGGCAUCGCUGCCAGACCUGGUUACCCAGCUGGGAGUGCUCUAUCACAUGAUCGAGAGCAGAGUGAAGCUGUUCCACAAGCUAACGAAGCUGCACGGGAAACUGUAUCUCGUCAUGACGCAGGUGGCGACAAAUGACAGCAGUAAGACAGUUACAGAUGUUGACCGCACAGCUAAGCUGGUGUAUGAAGAGGAAUCAUCAGAUGAAGAUGAGGCCUCUGGUGAUGAGGGUCUUCCCGAUGACGACUCUGAUAACUGGGAGGAGGAGGAGGCAAAGGAGGAGAAGAUGGAAGAAGAAGACGAGGAAGAACAAGCAGCAGAUGAGGAAGAUGAGAAUCCGGACAGCAGAACAGAAUCCAAAGCUAACGGAGAGGAAGACAUGGAGAACGAGAGCGAAGAAGAAUGAACACCAAUCACAAAAAAUGGACCUGAAAGAGUUAUAUAAACUUUCAUUUUAUUUUCCUGCUUUUGAUUUUAUUAUCAGAAAAGAGUCUGGUUUUACAAAAUCAUGGGGCCCCUUGUUGAAGCGCGGGCAGGUCAGUGACGUCCUGCUCCCGGUCUGUCUUUCCCCCCAUCUGAUGAACAGAUGCUACAUUUCAGGGAGGAGAGCCAAACUGAUGCAUGUUCUCCUCCUGCUCUGUCAGAUCAAGUCUGUAUACCAACUCUGCAGCCUGAGCUUUUUUGGUGGCGUUCCAGUUUGCCUUUCACUGCAGGCUGCAUUCCAAAUGCAAUGUUAUAUAAUAAAUAGUAUUAGAACAUUGUAUAUCCCCGGAUAGUGGUAGACGAGACAGCGCUCUGUCUCUAAUUGGUUUAUUCCAACCCGUCUCUGUGAGCGAUCUAGAACGCUUGAGCUCAGGUGUGGAGUCGGUAUGCAGGACCACCGGAUCUUUGUUGGACAGAAACCUGCUUGAACCGGAGGUGGGUUCACCAGCCGAGACCAUAUAACAUGUCCCCACAUAAUGUAAAUCUUAUGUACAGUGAAGUGUUUGUAUGAGCUCUUCCCUCUACAGUUCUCCCCCAGAAAUCCUUGGGAUUAAAUGGACUCAUGUAAAAUCUCCUGGAUGCUGUAUUUUUCUUUUCUUUUGAAAUUGUUUCCAGAUUUUGCUUGUUUUAAUUGUUCUUUUUGUGCGUUUAGUUUCGGUGCAUGUCCUCAUGUCCACCACCUUUAACCCAUAGUCGCAAGGGCGACUGAGAAGAAAAUGUGAACUUUUCCAAAAAUAGGUGAAUAAAUGGGUUUACAAAAUGG
Limanda limanda (common dab) is the source of this 2839-nucleotide messenger RNA. RefSeq names its product WD repeat domain 43 (gene wdr43). Gene Ontology annotation, biological process: maturation of SSU-rRNA from tricistronic rRNA transcript (SSU-rRNA, 5.8S rRNA, LSU-rRNA). NCBI's taxonomy places the organism in Eukaryota, Metazoa, Chordata, Actinopteri, Pleuronectiformes, Pleuronectidae. Gene Ontology annotation, cellular component: nucleolus. The transcript has 18 exons. Bases 26 to 1999 code for a protein of 657 amino acids. Gene Ontology annotation, molecular function: protein binding. The record is from RefSeq and is a predicted model, not a curated record.